This is a messenger RNA of Bombyx mori (domestic silkworm), 1093 nucleotides long. RefSeq lists its product as uncharacterized. Lineage: Eukaryota; Metazoa; Arthropoda; Insecta; Lepidoptera; Bombycidae. The coding region runs from base 174 to 704 and encodes 176 amino acids. The transcript is spliced from 6 exons. The record is from RefSeq and is a predicted model, not a curated record.
UCUUCACUAUUACCUCUGUCUUGUCAGAAAUUGUCAAUAAAUAUUAUUAAAGUUGUGUACAUACUUUACUUUUUGAUAUUCGAUUAAUAUUUAUAUAUAAAUCCGCUAGCAAAACAUCGUGUUCAAAGUCAUAUUUAAAUAAUAUUGGAAGACUUGAAAAUUAUUUUUAAAACAUGGGUCUAUUACAAUCAGUAUUUUGUUCCAUGACAUUUUGUGUUGAAAGAGUAUUGACGUGGACUUGCUGUGCCUUCGUAUUGAUGCUGAUGAUGUUUACUAUUGUUUUAUUGAUGGUUUAUGGCAUAUCGGUCGGUUAUCACUACGCACAGAAAGAGCUAGCUUCGUUUGCAAUGUCUUCGAGGACCACGACAGAAGAAUCGAUGGUGAGGGCUGGGCCAAAGAAUUCGGUCGUUCGACUUUUGGCCGUAAACCGAUCGGAGGUCGAAAAUGCGCCUGAACCAUUGCUUGAGGUUUACAAAACUCAGAAACCGGUUGAAAAAUUAUUCCUGGAUCCGACUGAAACGCCAAUCGUUGUUCUUGAAACGGAAAACCCACCUGAAGAGCCAAAGCUGUCUCCUCAAGAAAAGGAAAUAGCGCGCAGACUUAUCGGAAGGUUCCGGCGCUCCAGGAAUACCACAACCACAAGCACCCUCCAACCUUUUUUCAGAGCACUGAAGAAUACUACCACACUACUCUUGCAAACAUAGCUUUUUAAUGGUGCAUAUACUAAUCAAUACGCUAUGCAGCUAUCUUUCUCGACGGCUGAUAUUCCAUGUACAGAUUAAUAAACAAAAAUUUAUACGUUUGUUGCUUUUUGCAUGUCGUAGCCAGAAUUAAUACUUCAUUUACAAUUAAAUCACGUUUUUGUUAUUCUCUGAUUGUCUGCAUACACUAAGGUUCUUUAAACUACCGUCAUGUAUUUCAAAUGUAUUUUCACACAUACAUUUCUUUGCACAAAAAAAAACGUAACAGUACUUUUUUAUUUACGAACAUUAUAAAAUAAUGGCAACAUCGGAAAUUAUAAAAAGGAAAAUAAUAUUAAUAUAAUUGAGAUUAAACCGAUUACGAAUUAUUAAUAAACAUUAUAUUAAAUAAA